AUGGGCCAGACCAUCAGCAAACCCACUUCUAACCCCUCACAGAGCUCAAAAUUCUUCUUCUCUUUGAGACGCACCCCACCCAGCCAACCGACCUUCGAUCGGAACAUAUCCCCUCGACCGAGCAUCUUCUCCACGCUGAGGAGGCCCCCGGUUGUCAAGCCCAACGAUUUCAUACCUCUAUUCAACGAAUGCAUCUCUGCCGCCUCGUCUAGAACCCAGGAGUACCUCCUAUUCAAGGACCCGGAGGACAAGUUCCACCCGAGCCCUGAGGUGCUGACUCAGGUCUUCCUGAUGACCUACAUCUCCCAGAGUGUCUGCCUCAACAUGACGGACACCUUCAACUGCACAGCCAUGACACCCGAGCAGCGCAUCCUUCUUGGGGCUGACUGGGUCUGGGCCGUGCUGGAGAAGCCCACCAAGAACCCUCGGAUCCAGAUCGCGGUGCAGGUCCUACACCUGCCGGAGAGAGAGGACGCUGAGGAGAAUGGCGUCCCCUCAGAGGCCUGCAGUGAGUCCCUACAGAUGGCCCAGAUGGAGUCCAGCAACAGGACUGUGUACGAAAGAUUAGUGGACUUCUGCACCUCCAUCGGCAAGGAUUGCUACGCCCUCUUUUUGUUCUUUGGGAAGAAAAACGACAAGGAGAACAUCUAUGGAGUCCUCAGCAACAAUUUUGAGGCAGCCAUUGGGAAGUGCAACAAGAUUGACAGACCAUUUAUUGAGAACUUCUUCAAAGGUUCGAGGUAUCUCCAUACACCUUCGGGAAUGAUGCAGGCUAUUGUCACCAAGAGAGAGGGGGAUCCUCUCACUCUUAUGAUUAAAUUUAGCUGACCCAAAGAGACUCUGUAUAAUUUUGAUGACCAAUAACAUGAUAC
Seriola dumerili (greater amberjack) is the source of this 872-nucleotide messenger RNA. It is a transcript of the gene rep15, whose product is annotated as RAB15 effector protein. The transcript has 2 exons. NCBI's taxonomy places the organism in Eukaryota, Metazoa, Chordata, Actinopteri, Carangiformes, Carangidae. Bases 1 to 828 code for a protein of 275 amino acids. The record is from RefSeq and is a predicted model, not a curated record. Gene Ontology annotation, biological process: receptor recycling.